This is a messenger RNA of Carassius auratus (goldfish), 5531 nucleotides long. Its product is annotated as protein FAM131B-like. Bases 39 to 1406 code for a protein of 455 amino acids. The transcript is spliced from 9 exons. NCBI's taxonomy places the organism in Eukaryota, Metazoa, Chordata, Actinopteri, Cypriniformes, Cyprinidae. The record is from RefSeq and is a predicted model, not a curated record.
GCUUCCUUGCUUCUAUCCAGGGCCUUUGUGAAUAAACCAUGGGAUGUAUCGGCUCUCGAACCCUGACAGCAGAUGGAGUUCCCGUGCAGAAGGAUGGGGAACAGCAUGGCCGAACAGACUUUUCAUGGGAUGGAAUCAAUUUGUCCAUGGAGGACACAACCUCAAUCCUCCCUCGACUGAAGAAGAGGAACUCCAAUGCCUAUGGAAUCGGCGCUCUGGCUAAGUCCUCUCUGACAGGUGUGUCAGGAGUGUCUCGCUCUAUGAAGGACAAGGUGACGAAGCCGACAGCGAUGGCCCAGGGGCGUGUGGCCCAUAUGAUUGAGUGGCAGAGCUGGGGCAUGCAGACAGUGGGCGCGGGGGGCAGCGGAGCGGGACGCACCUCCAGUCUGCACCUCCAACAAGAGCGCAAGCUGGAGAAUGAUGCAUACAGUGACCUCAGUGAUGGAGAGAAGGAGGCUCGCUUCGCUGCAGGUGUGCUUCAGCAGUUUGCGAUUUCUGAAGCAACGCUUCUGGCCUGGAGCUCUAUGGACGGCGAGAGCACAAGCGUUGGAUCUAAUCAGGGAAGCAUAGCCCACCUGAGUGAGGCCAACCAGGAAAGCAUCACAAGUCGAGACCAGAUAGUGCACCAUUCAUCUGCAGAGGUGUGGCCUCACAAUUACGUCUCCCAAGGUCUUUAUUGCCUUUCUUCCUCUGACGCUUGGGAGCCAAUUAGUAAUGAACAGUCAGGUGUGGCCUCUCCUGCCACCGGUUCAUAUGUCAUGGCUGUCGGGACUGAGGGAGGAUAUGACCCAAAUUCAGCAGCUCAGUUCCUCUCACAGCAGCAGCAGCAACAGCAGUAUCAGAACCAGUUCCAUCAGAUCCAGCAUCUGCACCAGAUCCAUCAAUACCAGCAGCAACAGCUCCUGCAGUAUCAACAACAGCAACAGAUGUUGGAGCAAAGGCUGCAGAGUGCCACUCAGUCUUUACAAGUUACUCCCAACAGCACCAUCCACAGCCUGCCUCCCCUCACUCACCCACCAUUAGUGGAUCUGUGGGGGGCAGCGCAGACAGAGGCCUAUCAGGCAGACAUGGUGGGCUACAUGGGUAUGCCUGUAGCAGUAGAUGGAAAUCUAACCGCCCCCACAGAGGAGAUGACGACAGAUCACUCACCUUUACUGGAAGCCCAGGAGGAGGAAGAGAUCAAAGAGGAAGAGGUAACGUUAUAUAUGGAACCAGAACCAGUAACAUUAAUUCCAUCUCCAGUAACGCAGGAAGUGACCUCGACGGGAGGAAGCAGUCCAGGUCAAGCCCCUGGAGAGUCCAGCACAGAGCGCAAGGCGUCUGAUGUCUCACCAUCUGUCAUUGAAGAGCUUGAGGAAAAGGAGUCGUCCGAAUCAUCAUCUGUAGACAUCACGGCAACCAACUAAGUGGCCGGCAUUAAAUUUCUGCUGGUUAUGACACACAUUUCAAUCAGCAUUAUCAAACAAUAUCAACUCCUAUUUCAGGAAUCUAACACCAUUGUGAUGGAAUUCAAGUGACAGCUUGAACCCAAAAUGGAAAAGCAGAACUGAAAGUUACAGCACUGCUUACGUGAACACUUUGAUAUUUGAAUUUAAUUUUUUAUUUCUUUUGUAAGCCUUAUAUUAUGGAUGUCUGAAAAAGGAAGGCACACAAUGGGAAUGGGAAAUCAUUCGGACUGGGAAAGGAGAGAAGGAGGAAAACUCCCCAUGUUAGGAAUGGAGUGAUAGAGUUGGAGGUAUGGAAUACGAAGAACAUUCAGUUAAAUAUGUGCAUGCUUUUACAAGGAGUGUUGACUCUCGUUAUUCAAAAUAAAGAAACUAUAGUUAAUAAACCAUAAUGAUUAUAAUAAUACUAUUCUUUUUUAAGAAAACAACAAACUAUAUAUAUAUAUAUAAUAGACAGUAACACAAGCUUUUUCAACCCAUGAUACCACAAAGACCCUUACCAUAAGAGAUCACAUAAACUCAAUACAACACAAAUUUCCUCUUAUCCUCUUCGGUUUUCAGCCAGUAUACUUCCAAACACACUCCUUUCUAUGUAAAAGACCGGAUUUGGCAGUUUAUGACACUGUUGGGAGAAACACAGGUUCAAUACAGAAGUUUCUGUGCUGUGAAAAAUAAAAAUCAAUUAACUGAAACCAACCACUGAUCUACACAGUUCUGUCGGCUGUUUAUUACGGAGCCCCUAAAGGGUCAUUGUGAUGGGAGAAAAUUUUGGGUGGAAGGCAAAACAUUUUUUUGUUGAUUUAUUUAUUUAUUUUUUAUUCUCUCGCAAAAUUUUGCGUUCUCUCGCAAAGAUAUUUGCGUUCUCUGAACCACUACAAGCUAAACAGGAAGUGUUUGUCUGAACUCAGCUGGUUUUGCGAGAGAACACGAAUAACUUUGCGAGAGAACGCCAAAGUUUUGCAAGAGAACGCAAAUAUCUUUGCGAGAGAACGCCAAAGUUUUGCAAGAGAACGCAAAUAUCUUUGCGAGAGAACGCCAAAGUUUUUCAAGAGAAUGCAAAUAUCUUUGCGAGAGAACGCAAAUAUCUUUGCGAGAGAACGCAAAAGUUUUGCAAGAGAACGCAAAUAUCUUUGCGAGAGAACGCAAAAGUUUUGCGAGAGAACGCAAAAAAUAAAUUUUCCUCCCACCCCAAAUUUUUUCACUCCCUCUGCUUUUUUUCCCACCACAAUGACCGUUUAGGGGCUCCAUAGUUUAUUAAAUGUGUACAGUAUUCAAACCUUCAUAAACUAAAGUAAAUAGUACGCAUUCAAAUGUUUGGGGUCAGUAUGGUUUUUUUCAAUAUUUUUGGAAGAACCCUCUUUUCCCCAGGGAUGCAUUAUCUGAUCAAAAAUGCAAUAUAAAAACAGUAAUAUUAUAAUAUAAUAUAGCUGUUUCUAUUUUAGUAUUUUUCUAUAAUUUAUUCCUGUGAUGGCAAAGCUGAAUUUUUAGCAGCCAUUUCUCCAGUCUUCAGUGUCACAUGCAGUGUCAAUCUUGCAAACAGUUGGGCUACUUAAUAUUUUUGCGGAAGCCACGACAGAUUUCUUUUCAGGAUCAUCUAAUGAAUAGAAAGUUCAAAACAACGGCAUUUGUUGAUUGAAUUAAGCUAAUUAUACUGAUUAAAUCACCUAACCUAUUACAAACAUCUUUGAACAUUUUUUGAUUUUAUUUGCCACAUUAUUAGACCCAUUACCAUUUGGUAUUUAUUUUUUGUAGUAGUAAUAUGAACUUUCUCAUGCGCACACCACACAUACUCACAGAUAUAUACAAGAUUCAUAUAUAUAGAUUCAUACUGGACUGUAACACCCCGUGCUUCCCUCUCUCUGUGUCGUUUGACAUGCAUGAUGUUUGUCAGUGUACUCUGGAGUCCUAUACAAAAUUGUAUAGAUAUUUGCACUGGACCUCAGUACUCUGAGCUGAGCCUGAGACUGACUCUGUGAGAUCUGUGUGUUUAGCCACUUGAUUGGCUGCUUAAAAGAGAGAAAUGUCUGAGGGGGAAAAACUUUUUUGCACUUGCAUUGGUUGUCGGGAGAACAUAUGUAUUUUAGAUUAAGCAUUAUUUUAUGAGACAAAAAGACACUUCCCAUUGAAAACUCCUCAUUUUCUUUUCAUCACAUGAAAGUUUUAGUUUUUGCUCUGGUUUAUUAGCUUGUUUUCAUGAUAAUUGUCAACUGAGAGGAGAAAGAUGGAUAGGUAAUGCUCCUCAUAACCUCAAAUGACAAAAAAUAGAAGAAUACUACAGUAAACAUUUCUGUCAGAACAGUCCUGUUGGCGACUCAUACGUAUUGUUACACUUGCAGGAACGGGUCUUGAUGAAAACUUUAUUUUUAUAAUAAAGCAUGUCUUAAUUUCUGUUCCAAAAUUUGUUUUCCAUUGCCUAGUUAUUUUCACUAUCUAUUAAAGGGAGAAUAGAAAAGGACCUGGAUUCACAUGCUGUAAAUAUCCUUUACCGAGAUAACAAGGAAAAAGGUUUCCGCAGAAUGAGAAUGAAAAUGGACUUUGAUUUGAGCUCAAAGUGACCUCAUGAACAACUCAGGCCAUCUGGAAUUUCCAACUGCACAGGCGUCUUCCUGUUUGUCAUGGUCACUGAUUAUACAGUAACUAUGAUGCUACAAAUUUUGCAUUUAAUGUGUACGUGCUCGUACAUGAACAUGAAGCAUAUGUGUCCCAAAGUAGGAGCAGACGUCCAAGUAAUUACAUCGUCCUGCAUUGUGAUGUCAUGCAUGAUUCACUAAGGAUUUAAACGAAUGAAACAAAAAAGAAAAUAGAGAAAAAAGAAAACCAAGUCUACUAGUUAUUACGACGGUUCCUUUGGAGGACACACGGUUCAACUUUGAUGCUCGUGUGUAAUACAAAUUUGAGAAGAAGAAAUUGCAUUAAUAGCUAUAUGAAGUGUAUCGACUUGAAUGAAUUUAUUUCUUGACUGGUUAUUUAUGCAAUGUUGGGACGAUGUUUAUUUUUCUACAGAAUUGUGUGCAGUCCCUCCUCUAUGUGUCGGGGUACAUAUUAUUUCACUGCUGAGCUCCUCGAGAGGCUCUGACAGAUUUCUGUGUACAGUAUUCGUCACUGAAAAAUCAUACACACUUUCUAAAACAUCUUGUUGUAGCUCAUAAGGUUCAUGUUUUACAUUAGCAAUUCAUAACAACAGUUAUCUACUACUGCAUCAUUGCAUAAACCAACUGUUAAACCAACCAAACUGCUUUAAGUAUAUUCAGUGUCAUAAGUUCUUAAAUUUCGUGAAGCAUACAGAACUCACUGAAGUUGCUCACAUGGGAUAAUAUGUGCCCAUUUAUUUAUUUAAGAAUUAUAUAGGGGAGGGAUUUAACUUUGCAGCCUGUAUGAUAUCUAGUUGUUAUUUUCAGAUAAAUGCACCUUUGGUUGUAAUGGCGACUGACACCACUGGAUUGAUGCUGGUAGGUCACGUGAUAAUGACAACUUGGUGAAUGUAGGACUAAGUUAUACAUCAGUGGCCAUCACACACAGCCAGGUCACGCUACUGCAACCAAAGGAAUGAUGUCAUGUUCUCUUUUAUUGCUUUUUAUGUAAGAUAAGGAAUAUACGAAUGAAUAAAUAACAAAAAGCCAAAUGUAUUUCCUUGGAUGCAGUUGUUUAUCACUUUACAGAUGAACUGGAUUUUUUUUGUACGAUUCUACUGCCAUGUUUCACUACAAAACUGUCUGUUGGCAUGAUGCUGUAACUGGUCCGUCGUUCUACCUCUCUCCUUCUCCUCUUCCUCUCUCUUUCCCUUCGUAUGUUAUUAUCGGUCUGUUACUCAAACCCUGUGUUGUCUCCUCUUGGUCUAAGAAUCGUAUUCAGAAGUAAUGGAUCACACUAUUGUGAUCAAAUUUGUUUAUGAUAUUGUUUAAAUACAUGGAGUCAAUACAGGCACAAAUCCAGUCGUUUGGGACUGACUGAGCUGUACGAGGUGUGAUAUAAGAAGUACGUAUAUCUAUGCAUGCUAUACUGAAGGUUUUAAAUGGUUCUUCCAAUGUGCUCUUCCUCUUCCUCCACCGGACUCUCUUUCUUACCCAACUCUUUUUUGUCCUGCAC